AUGGCCUCCCCUUGCAUCUCUCGCGCCGCACGAUGCCUGGCCUCGACCGCCCGCGGCCCAAUCGCUCGCCGCACUGCGCCAGCCUCGUCCCUCUGCCGGCGGCACUACCACUCGUACGACCACCCGUCGACGCCGCCGUUCGGGACCGUCGACAGGGAAAUCCUGGCCGCCGCCUACAAGCACGUCCCUGAGCACGGCUUCUCGCUGCGCGCCAUUGGCCUCGGGGCUCGCGAUGCUGGCUACCCUGACAUCAGCUCCGGCAUCCUGCCCGACGGCCAGUUCAGCUUGAUACGCUACCACUUGGUCGCGCAGCGCGAGAGGCUGGCCGACAGGAGCCGCGAGCUGCUCAAGGAGGGGGAUGGGGAUGGCUCGUUGACCGCCGUUGGCGACAAGGUGGCUGCCUUGACGUGGGAGCGGCUGGUGGGCAACAAGGACAUCAUACACAGAUGGCAGGAGGCCCUGGCCAUCAUGGCGCAGCCCAGCUAUCUGCCCAAGUCGCUGGCCGAGCUGGCCGCCCUGUCUGACGACAUCUGGUUCCUGGCCGGCGACAAGGCCGUCGAUCCGUCGUGGUACACCAAGCGGGCGGCUCUCUCCAUGGUAUACAGCUCCAGCGAGCUCUUCAUGACCAACGACACGUCACCGUCCUUUCUCGAGACGAGACAGUUCUUGCAUCGAAGGCUGGGCGAGGUCCAAUCUGUGGGGGGCACCGUGGGAGCCCUAGGCCAAUGGGUUGGCUUCACGCUCAAUGCAGGCGUCAAUGUCUUGAGAAGCAAGGGCGUCCCUAUCUGA
Trichoderma aggressivum f. europaeum is the source of this 789-nucleotide messenger RNA. RefSeq lists its product as uncharacterized. Lineage: Eukaryota; Fungi; Ascomycota; Sordariomycetes; Hypocreales; Hypocreaceae. The transcript is spliced from 2 exons. The record is from RefSeq and is a predicted model, not a curated record. The coding region runs from base 1 to 789 and encodes 262 amino acids. Gene Ontology annotation, biological process: ubiquinone biosynthetic process. Gene Ontology annotation, cellular component: mitochondrial inner membrane. Gene Ontology annotation, molecular function: lipid binding.